UAUAGACUGGAAUUAUAAACAGCUGAUUACGGGGGAUAUAUCCCCUCUCUUAGCGCAGUGUAUCGCUCGGCGGCGCACGCGCAGCGCGUCUGGGUCAAAGCUUUUCGAUAAACGUGUAUUAAUAAUCGCAGUUAUCUAAAAAUAUUCAAAUAUGGAAAGAUUUUAUUUGAUUUUAGGUAUAUUAUGGUGUUCUACGCUGACAUCAUCAAUGCGUAUAGUGAAGCCACCGAUGAAAGAAAUGAACGAUGGUCGGCAGAUCCCCGCGCUAGCUCUGGGGACAUGGCUAGGAAAUAAUACCCAGGGCCGCGUGGAGCCGGGACAGAACGAAGUGGAGCACGCCGUGUCGUGGGCCAUCGACGCCGGCUACCGACACAUCGACACAGCAUACGCGUACCGGAUAGAGGACCAGGUCGGCAGAGCUGUCAACAGGAAGAUAGCAGAGGGAAUCAAGAGGAAAGAUCUGUUUAUAACCACGAAGCUAUGGAACGACGCUCACGCUAAGGAGACGGUGGUGCCGGCGCUGCGGCGCUCGCUCGCCAGCCUCGGGUUAGAGUACGUCGACCUGUAUCUUAUACACUGGCCUGUCGGGCAGUUUGGUAACGGCACAUACGACACGACAGACUACCUGGAGACCUGGCGCGGUAUGAUCGAAGCGAAGAGCCUCGGGCUGGCCAGGUCCAUCGGAGUCUCCAACUUCAACCAGCAACAGAUCGACAGACUCAUUGAGAAUGGGUUGGAGACUCCCGCUGUGUUGCAAGUUGAGAUCAACCUGAACCUUCAGCAACCAGCCCUCCUGCAGUACUGCGCUGAUAAGGACAUUGUGAUAAUGGGCUACACGCCCUUUGGCUCCCUGUUCUACAACAAGGCGAAGCCCGACGCUCCUCCACCGAGGAUUGACGACCCAGCCCUUGUGGAGAUCGCUGCUAAGUACAGGAAGACUGUGCCUCAAAUUGCUUUGAGAUAUUUGGUGGAGCUAGGAGUGAUUCCAAUCCCAAAAUCUUUGACAAAAUCCCGUAUUGAGCAAAAUAUAGACAUUUUCGACUUUGCCUUGGAGCUUGAAGAGCUGAGAAAACUCCAGACUUUUGAUAAGAACUACAGGACCAUCAAACAGGAGAAAUGGUUGGACAAUCCAUACUAUCCGUUCGAAAAGAAUUGACGUGCGAAUUAGUACACAAUUUUGUAUGAAAUAAAAAAUGAUAUUUUUUAUACUAAAA
Molecule: messenger RNA, 1214 nt
Organism: Trichoplusia ni (cabbage looper)
Lineage: Eukaryota; Metazoa; Arthropoda; Insecta; Lepidoptera; Noctuidae
Product: aldo-keto reductase AKR2E4-like
Exons: 7
Coding region: 152-1156 (334 amino acids)
Cellular component (GO): cytosol
Molecular function (GO): aldose reductase (NADPH) activity
Source: RefSeq, a predicted model, not a curated record